GAAAAGGGAGUAAAAAAUGAUAGAGAAAUACGAAAAGUGUGUAAAAAAUGACAAUUGUAAAUGAAAUUUGUGGGGGGACAGACAAAAACCCUUUUUCCCUUGUACUCCGUAUGUAUCUGCUUCCAAACUAAAGAAGCUGAAGAAACACACACUUAUAAUUGGCGUUGAGAGCUUUCUUCCAUCACUGUUGUUUCUCUAAUGGCUAGUAAACAUACAAUUAUUCUCAUGCAAACAUCUCCGAAUAGAGCAACUCGCACUUUUAUGGAUUAUGAUUCUAUUAACCAAGCAAUGGAUGGAAUUUGUGCACUAUAUGAAAGAAAGCUCAAGGAGUUGAACCCAACCAUAAGAAACAUCUCUUAUGAUAUCUCUGAUCUAUACAAUUUUGUGGAUGGACUUGCAGACAUGAGUGCACUAGUCUUUGAACACUCAAUUCAGGCUUACUUGCCUUAUGACCGGCAGUGGAUAAAGAGGAAGACAUUAGACCAUUUGAAGAGAUUGGCAUCAUCAAAUUGAUAUGGUACAUGAAAUUGCUGAAAUGAAAGCUGUUAUGAGUUGUGCAGAUCCUUAAUCAAAAUACUCUUUUGUGUGUCACUCUAUCUUACUAUUUGUCUAGUAUUUGCAGCAUCAUAUUGAAGAAGUUGAUUCUUAUUUUGCCAAUUUUAGUUUGUUUCCGUUCUGAUUGGCUCUCCCCAGACUGCCCCUUAUUGCUGUGUAAAAAAAGCCUAUGCUUCAGUUUAUUAGUAUAGCUAUUAAUGUAAUGACUUUUUGCUACUUUUUUUUUGCAUGAAUUUAUGAGGAUGUAAAAGCUUUGUUCAUGAUGAUUUGUCCACUAUUGAGUAUUAUCACGAACGUCCAUGGACAUGCAUAGAAUCCCCAUCCCUUUUUUAUAAAAGGGUAACUGUUUU
Cuscuta campestris is the source of this 905-nucleotide messenger RNA. NCBI's taxonomy places the organism in Eukaryota, Viridiplantae, Streptophyta, Magnoliopsida, Solanales, Convolvulaceae. The record is from the annotation of a GenBank genome assembly.